Molecule: messenger RNA, 2270 nt
Organism: Cicer arietinum (chickpea)
Lineage: Eukaryota; Viridiplantae; Streptophyta; Magnoliopsida; Fabales; Fabaceae
Product: delta(8)-fatty-acid desaturase 1-like
Biological process (GO): lipid metabolic process
Cellular component (GO): membrane
Molecular function (GO): oxidoreductase activity, acting on paired donors, with oxidation of a pair of donors resulting in the reduction of molecular oxygen to two molecules of water
Source: RefSeq, a predicted model, not a curated record
AAGCAGCGUCAUCAACACAACUUAACGCGCUCUCACACUCACACUAAAAAUAUCUUGUUCCCUUUUUUGAUUCUAUCCUAAUUAUAUAAAGCUUUAACACCCUGCAUUGCAUCCCCAUUCUUAUUAACCUGUAACCCAAUACCCUAAUUUUUCAACCCCAAAUUUAAUUCGUUGUAUCCACGAAAUUGCCGCUGUAUAACAGCGUGUUUUAGUUGUUGGAAGAAUAACAAAGCCUAAUUAUCGUAACUUUUUUUUUCGUCUCAACGUGCUUUAUAAGUCUUCCAUUUUCUUCCAUUCAAAAUCUACUACAAAAGGGUCAUUAGAUCUUUGUUAAACAAAGCGUUUUCCAAGGACCCUUUCAGGUUGUCUUUUUUAACAACCAUUUAUAGGGUUUCCUUGGUUUUCACUAUUUUGUUUACAUUGUUGCAGGAUCUCAUUCAAAUUACAGAUUCAGAUACCCUUUUGUGAGUUUCAUACUUUUUUCUGCUUUUUACUCAUUUGGGUUGAUUUUGUUUUUUUUUUUUGUUGUUGCUGUUGUUGCGGUUGGUUUUUGUAUUUUCACUAUGGAGGUUGAGAAGAAGAAGUUUAUAACAUCUGAGGAACUUAAGAAGCAUGACAAAAAAGGAGAUCUAUGGAUCUCAAUUCAGGGUAAGGUUUAUAAUGUUUCAGAUUGGGCUAAAGAACACCCUGGUGGAGAAAUUCCUUUGUUGAAUCUUGCUGGCCAGGAUGUAACUGAUGCAUUCAUAGCAUAUCAUCCUGGUACAGCAUGGAAAUAUCUUGACAAAUUUUUCACUGGCUAUUACCUUAGUGAUUUCAAGGUCUCUGAGGUUUCUAAAGAUUAUAGGAGACUUGUUUCUGAGUUUGUGAAAUUGGGUUUGUUUGAAAAGAAAGAACAUGUUACUUUGUUCACAUUAACAUCUGUUGCUAUUAUGUUUGCUAUUGUUGUUUAUGGUGUUGUUGGUUGCUCAAGUGUUUUGGCUCAUUUGGGUUCUGGUAUGUUGUUGGGUUUGCUUUGGAUGCAAAGUACUUAUGUUGGUCAUGAUUCCGGUCACUAUGAGGUUAUGUCGAGUCGCAGUUAUAACAAAUUAGCACAAAUCAUUUGUGGAAAUUGUUUGACUGGUAUAAGUAUAGCUUGGUGGAAAUGGACUCAUAAUGCUCAUCAUAUUGCCUGCAAUAGUCUUGACUAUGAUCCUGAUUUGCAGCACAUACCUGUUUUCGCUGUCUCAUCGCGAUUAUUCGGUUCGAUUAAAUCCUAUUUCUAUGACAGGCAAUUAACCUUUGAUCCUUUGUCAAGGUUUCUUAUCAGUUACCAGCACAUUACUUUUUACCCUGUGUUAUGCUUUGCAAGGCUUAACUUAUAUCUUCAGACAUUUUUGCUCUUGUUUUCACCUAAGCGAAAUGUCCCCGACAGACUUUACAACAUAAUGGGAAUCCUUGUGUUCUGGACAUGGUUCCCUCUUCUAUUGUCAUGCCUACCUAACUGGUCAGAAAGGCUCAUGUUUGUUCUUGCCUGUUUUGUUGUUUGUUCAAUCCAACAUCUUCAAUUCUGUCUCAACCAUUUCGCCGCGAACGUGUAUGUCGGUCCACCAAAGGGAAAUGAUUGGUUUGAGAAGCAAACAAGUGGAACAUUGGAUAUCUCUUGUUCAACUUGGAUGGAUUGGUUCUUUGGUGGUUUGCAGUUUCAGCUUGAGCAUCAUUUGUUCCCAAGGCUACCUAGGGCUCAAUUGAGGAAGGUUUCGCCGUUGGUGAUCGACUUGUGCAAGAAGCAUAAUUUGCCUUAUAGAAGUUUGUCAUUUGUUGAGGCAAAUCUUUGGACUCUUAAGACACUUAGGACUGCUGCACUUCAAGCUAGGGACAUGGUAGACCCUUCUGCACAGAACUUGUUGUGGGAAGCUUUCAAUACUCAUGGUUGAUUUAGCAUCUGGAUUUUGAGUUAAGAGAAGAACAUCAUCCAGUUUUUCUAUUAUUAUGAAAUAUAUGUUAUUGUAUGGAUUGGAUUCAAUUUCUUUUUUUUUUUUUUUAUUAGGUAUGUUUGUAAUAAUUGGUUGAUGAUAUGAACACAGGUUAUGUGUUCUAUAACAUCUUGAACAAAAAAAUAUUCAGGUUAUAUUUGCAUUUUUAAUUACCUCUCUUCUUUUUUUAUGGUAGUGAUUCAAGGACACAUAUAGACAAGAAUCAUGUUUCAUCUUAAUUAAAAUAGAAGAAUUCCUUGUACCAAGAGGGGUCAAAAACCAAUUGAAAUUCCAUACUACUGUGUAUUUUUUCAGUUA